UGCAACAGCAACUGGAGUGCGUCUAGCGGCUAUAUCCGGACAUCUGAAUUUACGAUACUCUACCAACCACUCCAAUAAUGGCCUCACGCUGGGCAGAUGACGAGGCCGACAAGGCAGAAGCUCUCCGCCGCAAGCAGGACAAGGAAGAGAAGAAACGCCUGAAGCUCCAAAAACAACAACAAGCAGGAGAAGCAGCCCGAGCAGCCAAAGAGGCUUCAGAACGGCCAGCAAAGCGUCGGCGACUCUCCAAUAGCGAAGAUGCCACUACAGAGGAUACCGCAAGAACUCCAAAGGACCCCGAAAAGGAGCGUAAAUUACUAAGGUUCGAAGGAGGGCGGUGGGCACCCUGCCACCACCGCUCAAACUUCGAAACUCUCAAUCACAUCGAAGAGGGAAGCUAUGGAUGGGUUUCACGCGCAAAAGACAUCGCAACUUCACAAGUCGUGGCCCUGAAGAAAGUCAAGAUGGACUACAACCAAGACGGCUUCCCCAUCACCGCCCUCCGCGAAAUCGCCAUCCUCCAAAAAGCGCGACACCCAAACAUCGUCGAUUUGAAAGAAGUCGUCUCAGGCGACACCACAGAGGAGUGUGUCCUGGUAAUGGAGUUCCUAGAGCACGACCUCAAGACGCUGCAAGAAGACAUGCACGACCCCUUCGUCGCCUCUGAAGUCAAGACGUUGUUACGGCAACUGGCGGGAGGCGUGGCAUUUCUGCACGACAACUACAUAAUGCACCGUGAUCUCAAAACCUCCAACAUCCUCCUCAACAACCGCGGACAGCUGAAACUCGCUGACUUCGGCAUGGCGCGGUACAUACCACCCCCGUCCGCGCCUUUGACGCAGUUGGUUGUCACGCUGUGGUACCGCGCACCGGAACUACUGUUGGGCACGCCGAAUUAUGGAACGGAGGUCGAUAUGUGGAGUAUGGGGUGUGUGAUGGGGGAGUUGCUGCUGAAGACGCCGGUGCUGCCGGGCACGAACGAGGUCGAUCAACUCAGCCGUAUAUUCAGCCUCUGUGGAUUGCCGGAGGAGAAGAGCUGGCCUGGGUUUUGGAGACUGCCUAACGCGCCGAGUUUGAAACUGCCGCGUGGGCAGCGAAACAAACAGUCUUUUGAUCGCACGCGCUUUCCCUUCCUCAGCGGCGCGGGCGUGGAGCUUUUGUCCUCACUGCUUAGCUUGAACCCCGACGACCGGCCCACUGCGAAAGCGGUACUGGAACACGACUAUUUCAGGGAACAGCCCAAGCCGAAGCCGAGUGAGAUGUUUCCCACAUUUCCGAGUAAGGCGGGCCAGGAGAAGAGGAGGAAACAGAGUCCGCAUGCGCCAAAGAGAGGCGAUGCGCCGGGGCUGGGGAAGGUGGAUUUUAGUAGCAUUUUUUCGGCGCAGGAAGAGGGGGAGAAGGGGGCGGGGUUUAUGCUUAAGAUGGCUUGAGUGCAACAUGGGAUGCGCUUACCAUGCCCGAGUGUUCAAUAGUAAAAUCAGUGUGGGCAUUUCCUGGCAUUGAUUAAGCCGAUCGCAUGACUUGUCUAGCAGCUAAGUUGAAGAAGCCUGUCUGGCAGUAGGAGCUUCGUUACGAGCGCGACACACCGUGGGGAAAGAAGUCCAUUCAAACACCUAAGGAAAUCCGUGUAAGCUCAUUCACAGCCCUCUGAUCCCCGCUAACUUGGCCACAACCUGUUCACCAAAAGCUCGCUGCAACAUGGCCUCACCUUCCUCACUGCUCUCGUCAAAGUCUUUGCUGAGGCCGGAUCCUUCUAGUCCCAGAGGACAAAUCGCAAUAACAUUUUCGAUGGCUCUGCCUUGGUGGCUUCUGACCUGCUCCAAGAACCUGGGCUCUCUAUUGACCAAUCUAUCUCGGACGAGAUAUGCAUCUUUUGGUCGGACUUCCCCGAAGUCGAUACCGAGAAGCCGAUCAAUGGGUUCCCA
Macroventuria anomochaeta is the source of this 1925-nucleotide messenger RNA. Its product is annotated as kinase-like protein. NCBI's taxonomy places the organism in Eukaryota, Fungi, Ascomycota, Dothideomycetes, Pleosporales, Didymellaceae. Gene Ontology annotation, molecular function: cyclin-dependent protein serine/threonine kinase activity; ATP binding. The record is from RefSeq and is a predicted model, not a curated record. The transcript has a single exon. Gene Ontology annotation, biological process: regulation of mitotic cell cycle; protein phosphorylation. Bases 78 to 1430 code for a protein of 450 amino acids. Gene Ontology annotation, cellular component: nucleus.